AAAUUUUUAGUUAAGAAGAUACUUUUAAAAAAUAUUCUACUAAAUAAACAAUAAAUAGUUUUACUAUAUAUAUUGAUAAAAAUUCAAUCGAAAAACUUGAUGCAUUUUAAUUUAUUUAAUAUGAUUAUUAAUUUUAAUAAUUAAUUUCUCUUUAAAUAAUUGUUAAAACAUAAAAUACAGGAAACGAGGGAUUAAUUAUUAUUUCAAAAGCAAUUAAAAAUUUAAAUAAUUUAAAACAUUUAGAAAUAUCAGUACCGUAAUUAUUUUUAAAAAAUAGCAAUUACGAUUUUAUAAUUAUAAUAGAGCAAAUAAUAUUGGAUAUGAUGGAGCUAACAUUUUAGGAAAAUCUUUGCAAAAUAUGAAGGAGCUAUAAAGUUUAAAUAUUGAUUUAUCAUGGAAUUAUUUAGGAUAUAAUUAAAAUCUUUAAAUUUUACCUUUUUAAAGAAAUUUAUUAAUUUUGAUAAUUAAUUUAAGAUGGAAUAGUAUUGGAGAUUAAGGUUUAACUUGUAUUUCUGAUAGUAUUAUAAAGAUGAGAAAUUUAUAAUAUUUAGAUAUUGAUCUAUUCAAUAAUUAAAUCUAAAAUAAUGGAUAUUCAGCUUUAGCUAGAUCUAUUGGAUAUAUAAAAAAUUUAGUUAAGUUAAAUAUCAAUUUAGGAAAAAAUAUUAUAAAGGAUAAUGGAGUAAUUAAUUUUAAUAAAGAAAUAUAAAAACAAAAAAAUCUAGUGGAGCUUGCCUUAAUUUUAGAUGAAAACUAAAUUGGAUAUAAUACAAAUUUACAUUUUUAUAAUUCAUUAAAUUAUUUAACAAAAUUAAAAAAUUUGAUUCUGAAAUUUGA
This is a messenger RNA of Ichthyophthirius multifiliis, 834 nucleotides long. RefSeq names its product protein kinase domain protein. The annotation marks the transcript as partial. The record is from RefSeq and is a predicted model, not a curated record. NCBI's taxonomy places the organism in Eukaryota, Ciliophora, Oligohymenophorea, Hymenostomatida. The transcript is spliced from 3 exons.